AUGAUUCCCUCCCGAUUGAGCAGUAUCUCCCUCGCAGCUCUGCGACCCACCCAAGCUACAGCUUCCCGGUCGACCCAGCUGUUCGCGCGACGGAGUUUCGCAACGCAGCCACCGCAGCAUGGACAGAGGUCGAGCGAUGUCCCAUAUGCCCUAGGCGCCCUGAUCCUCGGCGGAGGAGGAGCAUUCCUGUUGCUACAAUCAGGACCCGAAAAGAAGCCACACCAUGAACCGAUCAAAGAACAGGCUGCUCAAUACGUAAAGGGGACCCAGGAAUCCGUGACCGGAGAGAAAAGCAACAGCUCGUUCGAACAGCCGCCAUCCACAGUUGAUCCGGCCAGUUCGAGGAAAGAAGCUGGUGGAUACAAUAGCAUGUCUGGAAAGCAGGAGGGUCUCUCCAACGCCACCAGCGACAAUCCCUACAUAAAUGAUCCGAGUCAGAGUAACAAGGGCGAGGGAGAGUCGGACUCGGUCAAGGUGAAGGGGACUAUUUCUCCAAGCCGCCCACAAGCCUAA
Molecule: messenger RNA, 513 nt
Organism: Aspergillus campestris IBT 28561
Lineage: Eukaryota; Fungi; Ascomycota; Eurotiomycetes; Eurotiales; Aspergillaceae
Exons: 3
Coding region: 1-513 (170 amino acids)
Source: RefSeq, a predicted model, not a curated record